CCCGAGGUUCGCGGUUCGAGCCCCGUCACCAUCGCCGAAUGAACGUGGAAAUCGCCUUGCACCGUCGGAGCGUGCCUAGCCACUGGUCGUGUUAGUGUCGUUGUGUGUUUUUGUGUGUUAGCGGGCUUUGUUGUGGGGAAAUUGUGUCGCGGAAUCGCGGUUUUGUGUUGCAUGAAUGUGCACGAGGAGCCAUGCUGGCAGCAAUUGGGUCCCUGCGUCUACGCAGAGUCAUGUUCCUUCUUCUGACUGGACUCAGCAUAAGUGACGGUCGUUGGGGGAGCGGGGGGCAGCGUGACCGGGGCGGAGGCGGGGGGUCGCCCUACGGGCGCCUCGUCGGGCAGUUCCGGGAGUACGCCCACGGGAUCCAGGGCACCGUCUACGCGGUCGACGAGAACAGCCUCUUCGUCGAGGGCUUCUCCUACGACGGCUCCGCCCCCGACGCCUUCUUCUGGGUCGGCAACACCGACCGCCCCAACCCCAACGGCUUGAUCGUCCCCUACCCCCAGGAAUACAACACCAGGGACCCUCCCGUGCUGCGAUACCACAACAAAGCUAACAUCGUCCUGAAGCUACCCGCCGGCAAGCGGGUCAAAGACAUCAAGUGGCUAUCCGUAUGGUGUAGGAGAUUCACGGUGAACUUCGGGGAGGUGUUCAUCCCGGAGGACUUGGAGCCGCCUCGUCGCCGCGUGCUGCCGGAGUUCAAGCGGCUGGCGCACGGUCUCCGCUCCGGGAACAUCACGAUCCUCGACGCCAAGACCUUCUACAUCCCGAACCUACACUACGACGGUGCAGGGCCCGACGCCUACUUCUGGGUCGGCAACGGCUCCGAGCCCACCUCAUUCGGCGUCAAAGUCCCCAACGAAGUCGGCAGCCUGGAGCCUCUGCGGGGUUACCAAGGCGAGGACAUCGAGAUCCAGCUACCACGCAACAUGACCGUGUACGACAUCGACUGGCUGGCCGUUUGGUGCGUCCAGUACCGGCACAACUUCGGCCACGUCUACAUCCCCCACGACCUGGACGUUCCGCCGGCCCUCGGACAGACCAAAAUCACCCCACCAUGGUGGUAUAGCCCGACGAGUAGCACUACAGCCUCAAGCGGGGGCGGAAGCUGGAACGAAACGGAGCUGAGCAACUGCCGGGAGCUGAUACCAGAUCGCGUCCAAGUCCAGUGGGAAGUCCAGGGCGACUCAUUGCUUGUCCGCGUCGCCGCCAGAAUGGGCGACAGUCACUACGUCGCCUUCGGCCUCAGCGGUGAUGAGAACAGGGCCUCGAUGCUGGGCGCGGACGUAGUGAUCUCGUUCCUGGACCGGGACGCGGGGGCCUUCCGGGCGGUGGACUACUACCUCUCGGCGACGGCCCAGUGCGACGGGGCCAACGGCGUCUGCCCGGACGAGCGGAUCGGCGGCCGCGACGACGUCGAACUCGUCGCCGGCGAACGGCGCAACGGCGUCACCGUCGUCACGUACCGACGCCCCCUCCAGACCAACGAGCCAAUCAACGACCGCCCCGUCCCCCUCGACCGGGAGGUCGUCGUCAUCGCCGCCAUCGGGCCCCUCAACGCCCGCCUCGAGGCCAACGCACACGAGGCUGAGGACAAGACCACAGAUGAUAUCCGGAUAAACUUCGGAUCGCAGAACGAUCAGACGUGCACGUCCUCACUGUUCAAUCAACCAGAGGAAACGCCUGUCGAAGCAUGGCCACCGAUGAAAAUCAUCGACGAGACCGUAUUUACAGCCCGCAUCGGACCCACCGGUGGCAAAAGAGGCUACACACCCAUAACAGGUCAUCCAUCUUGGGGCAUUGCUUGGUACAUUAAUGACAAAAUAAUUCCUGAGCUGUAUGUGAUACGAGGGAAAACAUAUACAUUCAUCAUCGAAGGAGGGAACGACCCCAGUAAUCCGGCCCGAUACCACCCGUUCUACAUCAGUGACAGUGCAGAGGGAGGCUUCGGUCAGAAGAAGGAGAGCGAACAACGAGAGCAGCGUGUGUUCGCAGGAGUAAGCUCCGAUAGUGAGGGCUACCCCGCCCCAAUCGCAG
Bemisia tabaci is the source of this 2037-nucleotide messenger RNA. RefSeq names its product protein Skeletor, isoforms B/C. Lineage: Eukaryota; Metazoa; Arthropoda; Insecta; Hemiptera; Aleyrodidae. The record is from RefSeq and is a predicted model, not a curated record.